Messenger RNA from Drosophila mojavensis, 966 nucleotides. RefSeq lists its product as uncharacterized. The record is from RefSeq and is a predicted model, not a curated record. The coding region runs from base 13 to 705 and encodes 230 amino acids. NCBI's taxonomy places the organism in Eukaryota, Metazoa, Arthropoda, Insecta, Diptera, Drosophilidae. The transcript is spliced from 2 exons.
UUGCAAUUCGAGAUGCGGCGUCUACUCUUCGUCGUCUUCCUUGGGAUUUCGCUGUGCAGCCGAGACGCUGGGGCUGCUUGCUACGUCUGCAACUCGGUCAGCAAUGUGGCUUGCAUCUCGGAAAGCCAGUUUCAGUUCUGUGCAAACAAUCAGCCAAUUGGACCCAUCAACUCCUGCCCGGCGGGCAGCUACUGCACCAGCCAGUCGACGAUUUGCAACCAGAGCCCAGCACUUAGAGCCUGUGGCAGCUGUGGCGAGUGCAAUGAGCAAGGCGUCUUUGCCUGCACUGGGCCACGCACCUUUGCCCUGUGCCUGGGCGGUCGUCGGCCCUCGAACAUGACGUCCAGCUGCACUGGCGAUCUGGUGUGCAACAUGUAUCUGCCGCAGAUAUGCGGCAAUGCAGCAGUGACAAGUGCCACAUGCGCUGAGCAGGCAACAACCACAGAGCCAAUCACCACAGCUAGCACCACAACGGAGAGCACCGCCCUGUCCCCAGACGCCUUCUGCCGUGCUUCCUUCAAGGGUAUUCCCAUCCAUGCCAUUCCCAAUGACACCGUUUGCACCAGCUACAUCUACUGUCGUUUCUAUAUAAAUACAUGGGUGGGUCGCAUUAUGGAUUGUCCUGCAGCGAAUCCCUACUUCAAUGGCUGGACUCGGUGCUGCGGCACUGUAAAAGCCACUCGUCCCGGCUGUCUGCAAGGAUAAAUGUGCAGCGUUAACAAGUUGAACUUGUUUUUAAACAAAAUUAAUACCAAACAGGGUAUACAAAAUACUUUUAUAUGCCCACUCACUAGUUCUACGAAUUUCACUUCUAUUAAGAUAAGAUAUUUUCAGCUUGUGAUAGCCAUUAAGUUUAUAGCUUAUGAAGGUAUGCAUUAUACAUAUAUACAUUAUACCUUACUAUAGAUCUCUUGUUUACGUUUAACUCGUAUUUAUCUAAAUACACACAAUAUAUAUACAAAUAUA